AAGGAAGCUCAUCAUAUUGCACACAUCAAUGAGGCUUUCGCUUCACAAUCGGCGUAUUGUCUUUUCGACAACUUCUCAUCGAUUUGCAGUGGCGGGUCAAUUGCCAUCUCGCAUCCCCUUAAAAUAACUGGUAUUCGUCAAGUCGUGACGGGUCUCGCAGAGUUGAACUGCAGGGGUGAGAGGCUCCUUUGCACAAGCAUGUGUAUCGGGAGU
Messenger RNA from Laccaria bicolor S238N-H82, 213 nucleotides. RefSeq lists its product as uncharacterized. The annotation marks the transcript as partial. Gene Ontology annotation, biological process: phenylacetate catabolic process; fatty acid beta-oxidation. Gene Ontology annotation, cellular component: peroxisome. The record is from RefSeq and is a predicted model, not a curated record. The transcript is spliced from 3 exons. Gene Ontology annotation, molecular function: acetyl-CoA C-acyltransferase activity. Lineage: Eukaryota; Fungi; Basidiomycota; Agaricomycetes; Agaricales; Hydnangiaceae.